Messenger RNA from Paramecium primaurelia, 1502 nucleotides. NCBI's taxonomy places the organism in Eukaryota, Ciliophora, Oligohymenophorea, Peniculida, Parameciidae. The record is from the annotation of a GenBank genome assembly.
AUGAAUAAUUUAUUGGUUAUCUUCCUAAUUACAUUAAAUGUAAUAAAUGCAUUUGAAUUGGAUGUUUAUAGAAUGGUAGGUAUUGAAUAAGAUCAAUUUUGGAGUGGAAGUAAGAUAGCAUCUUUCUAAUUACUCACAACUCAUUGGUCAGAAUUGUCAUCAAGAAAAGUGGCAUUAAUUAAAUUUUCAGAAAUAAAUCCUAAUUCAAUAUCUGAAUUACUUACAAAUAAACCAAAUGGUGUUUUGAUAAUUCUAGAUCAAAUAUCUUAAGAUAAUGAAUCAUAAAUUUGGGAUUUAAUCACAACUAAUUUGGGUAUUUAAUUUAUUAAAUGUAGGUCCUAAGGGAGCAACUAUCCCCAUUUAUUUCACUUAUGAAUCUGAGAAUAUUAAUAAUCAUUAUAAGGAAAUUCAAAGUGAAGCAGAAUAAGAAUAUUAAUUAUAGGUCACUAGUGUAGAUCAAAAAUAAGUGCUUACUUUAGAGGACUCUUAUGUAUAAUUAAUAUAUAAAAUAUUAGAAUUUAUUAGAAAGCAUAUCUAACUUUAAGUAAAACAAUCCAUCUACUCUAAUUGUGUUAGGAAUAGAUGAAUAAUUACCAUCAGCUGAAAUAACAAUACCAAUAGAUAGGUUUGGAAUUUAAUCAUCUAUCUUCUUUAAGAUUGCUAGAGAGUUUAAAUAUUAAUAAAGAUUGAAGUAUUAAUUAUUUAAUUAUAUUAGUCGAAAUAUCAUAUUUUAUAUUUCAACCUCUUCAACUUUAAAUGAAUAUGGACUUAAAUAAUUCUAUAAGAAAUAGGAAUACUAAAGAAUCCUAUCUACUAUAGACACGAUAAUAAUCUUUGAUUAAAUUAAAUAAAAUGAAAAACUAUAUGUUGAAGUUAGUCCUUAACUUUUAAAUUAAGUUUAAACAUUAUUGACUGAAUGUGAAGUAGCAAUUGAAGAAGCUGAAACUACAAAUAUUUAAAAUAAAGAAAUAGACACUAUCAGAAUAUAUACAUAAAAAUAACUCAAAAUAUUGACUCAAUAAAAUUAAACAUAAGUACAAGACAACUAAUAACAUAUAAUAAAUUUAGUUAGUUAAUUGAUUGAUGGAAAACCAUAUGAAUAAUAACAUUAAGAUUAAUUAUUUGAUGAAGCAUUAAGUUAAUUUAUUAAAACAUCUAAUAGACAUCCAGCAAAUUUAUAAAAAGACUCAAAAUUUAUGAUUGAUUUCAACUCUGUAAAUUUAUUUUAUUAUAAAAUAGUUAUUAAGAUAAUUAUUUAAACAUACAACUAAAAUGCAGUAUGUUGUUAAGGAUAGAAAAUUCUUUACAUCAUCUCAGUUAAAAGGACAAAUUAUUAAGUUUUAUUCAGCAUUUAUUGAUUUGUAUCUUAUCUUAGGAGUAGGUGCAUGGUUAGUCAUCAUUUAUGCAAUAGCAAAAGUAAAUAUAAUCUUUAAUUUAGUAUGUUCCAUUAUUUAGAAAUGAAUAGAAUGCUAAUAAAAAAAGAAAGUGAUUUAUUUAUCGAU